GCUUUGAUAUUUGUUUUUUAGUUUUUCCCUCCCUGCGAAAAACCGUAAUUAAAAACCCCACAACCUCCCAUUACUUCUUUUCUUCCCAUCUUUCGUUGCAUUCACGUUUUUGGAGGUUCCUCUCUGAAUCGCCCAUUAAAUACCUUCGAACCAGUUUCACACAAGUUCAGAGAAAAGCAGUGUCAAAACAAAAACGUCGAUGGCCGUUGAAGCUCACCAUCUAAAUCCUCUGUUUUCUUCUAACAGAGAAAUGAUGCAUCCCGUUGAAGCAAACGGUUUAGUCUAUAACAAUCAGAUCAGAUACGGUACUGUUCCAGCCACGACGACGCCGUUUAACCACUCCAUGGAAUGUCAAACUUCUCUGUUGAAUCCCAUUUACAACAAUAUCUCACCGGUUGAUUGUUUGCUUCAUCAGUCUAUGAAACCGACGAUCCAAUCCGUUGAUAGUUCCGUCACAUUCAACAGCGAGAAUAAUGUCAGCAACAACGUCGAUUUUCUCCGUCCUGUUUCGUCUUCCUCUCUAAGAAAACGUUCUAGAGAAGAAUCAAUCGUUGUUAAUCAUAUGCCAAGCCAGAAACGUUGCACCGACCCUCUCAUGUUCCUCGGCCAAGACUUGUCUUCUAACGUCCAACACCAAAACUUCGAUAUCGAUCGCUUGAUCUCUACUCACGUCGAGAUAAUGAGAAUGGAGAUUGAAGAGAAGAGGAAAACGCAAGGGAGGAAGAUAAUGGAAGCUAUAGAACAAGGGUUGAUGAAAACACUAAGAGCGAAAGACGAAGAGAUCAAUCACAUCGGUAAACUAAACCUGUUUCUAGAAGAGAAGGUUAAGUCUCUCUGCGUAGAGAAUCAGAUAUGGCGUGACGUGGCACAGUCUAACGAAGCCACCGUAAACGCCCUACGAUCCAACUUACAGCAAGUACUCGCCGCCGUGGAACGCAACCGUUGGGAAGAGCCCACGGUGGCUGACGACGCGCAGUCUUGUUGCGGGAGCAACGAUGAGGAGGGUCAUAGCGAGGAAAAUAUGUGGAGGUUAGCGGGAGAGGCGCAAGAUAGGAAAAGAAAGCGUACGAUAACAAGCACGAUGUGUAGAAGCUGUGGAAAAGGAGAAGCAAGUGUGUUACUGUUACCCUGCAGACACAUGUGUUUAUGUACUGUGUGCGGAUCUUCGCUUAAUACUUGUCCAAUCUGUAAAUCUCCAAAGAACGCUAGUCUCCAUGUUAAUCUUUCCUCUUGAAGCUAACAAUAGCAGUAAAAAUUGUAAAUGUCUUUAAAAAAAAUAGUAAAUAGUUGAAAUAGUAUUUUCUACUUUCGA
Messenger RNA from Eutrema salsugineum, 1312 nucleotides. Its product is annotated as probable BOI-related E3 ubiquitin-protein ligase 3. The transcript is spliced from 3 exons. The coding region runs from base 200 to 1234 and encodes 344 amino acids. Gene Ontology annotation, molecular function: ubiquitin-protein transferase activity. The record is from RefSeq and is a predicted model, not a curated record. NCBI's taxonomy places the organism in Eukaryota, Viridiplantae, Streptophyta, Magnoliopsida, Brassicales, Brassicaceae. Gene Ontology annotation, biological process: regulation of programmed cell death.